Messenger RNA from Actinia tenebrosa (Australian red waratah sea anemone), 3456 nucleotides. RefSeq names its product bis(5'-adenosyl)-triphosphatase enpp4. The record is from RefSeq and is a predicted model, not a curated record. Lineage: Eukaryota; Metazoa; Cnidaria; Anthozoa; Actiniaria; Actiniidae.
UUGGAUCCAGUAAAAAAAUUUGUAGAAAUGUAUGAGGAUUUUUGGAGCUUCAAAUGUCCAAUAUGUCCAUUUACUUAGCAACAACCUUAAAAGCGGCAAAGUUGUGCUAUUCCGCAGUAUUUUGAUGACGUCACAGUUCAGAACUCGUUCUAACCGCAGUAUGAAUGACAGAGCUCUGAGGUCGAGAGUGAUGCUUUUGUUAGCACAUCUUUCCGACUUUCGUCAUUUCUUUAUUAACUCGCCAACGCUACAUGUUACUCUUCACGCUUACUUCCUGUGUCGAUCCUGCACUGCUGUCAUACUGCGCUGCACGUACCACGAGAUUCUUCAGUAUGGGGUCCCUGUGGUUACGCGUUGAGAUGUUCAGAUCGAUUUAGUAUAGUUUUGCCUCGUAAAGAAGUUGGAAAGUUCUACAAUUUGUUCAAAUUGCGACAUUUACCCUCAAUACUAUUGAGUACGAUGAAGUUCUACUAUUGGUUCCGUAUUCGAUCCAAGAGUACUUUUUCGUGGUUCUUCACCGUUGUCCUUCUUCUCGCCAUUUGUCGAUCAGUCAACGCCAGAGCGGUCGAUGAAUCACAAAAUUUUGUACUUUUGAUCUCAUAUGACGGAUUUCGCUACGAUUACCUUGAGAAAUACAGAGAUAGUUUGCCUACACUUACAAAGAUCGCUCAAGCAGGUUCAAAACCCGAUUACGUACAAAAUGUAUUUCCUGGCGAAACACUUCCAAAUCAUUACUCGAUUGUGACAGGACUGUAUCCUGAAAGUCAUGGAAUUAUUGCCAACAACAUUUACGAUCCUGUCUUUAAUGCUAGCUUUACAAUGAUGACGAAUGACUCGAGAUGGUGGGACAGUGGGGAACCUAUUUGGGUGACUAACGAGAAACAAGGACACAAGAGUGGGAACUGUUUCUGGCCAGGUUAUGACGUGAAGAUCAAAGGACAGGAAGUGUCACUCCUACCUAACAGCAGCUAUGGAAAGCCGUUUGCAGAAAACGAAAAUCUCAUGCCAUGGAAGGAUCGCGUGGACUUGGUUGUUGGUUGGUUUAACAAAUCAGACCCACCUUCAUUUGUGAGUCUCUAUUUUGAAGAGCCUGAUGAAGUGGGUCACGUACAUGGCACAAACUCACCACAGUUGGCGAAAUGUCUAAGCAGAUUGGAUGAUGUUACAAUCUACCUUAUGCAAAGUUUGAAAAAGUUGGAUGUGUUUGAUAGGAUUAACUUUAUCUUUACAUCAGAUCAUGGUAUGAUUGAUUACAACACCAGCAAUUACAUAAACAUUGAUAAGUAUGUUGACCCAGAAUCCUACAUCUUUUGGACAUGUGGCUCGACAAAAUUUCUGAUCACAAAUUCUAGUUCUACUACUCUGGAAAGUCUCUACAAAGAUUUUAAAACUGCAGAAAAAGAAACUAAAGGUUUAAUCAAAGUUUAUAAAAAACAAAAAAUUCCUGAGAAGUUUCACUACAGCCACAACCGACGCAUUGCAGAUAUCGUUGUGAUGGUCACCCCCCAGUAUAUAUUGAAUGCGUCAAAAUGUGGACACUCAACGAAGUUCCCAAACGUAACCUAUGGGGCUCAUGGGUACAGCCCAUUUUUUCCAUCAAUGCAUCCAUAUCUAAUUGCAUAUGGACCUGCCUUUAAACAAGGAUACAGGCCUGGAGUAAUAGACAUUUUAGACUUGUAUCCAUUGAUGUGUCAUAUAUUAGAUAUUAAACCUGCUGCUAACAAUGGUAGCUUAGAUCGGAUUAGACAUGUUCUACGUUCAGGCUGGAUUCAAACUCAUUCAAAGGAGUUAAUCGCCUUAGGAAUUGGGAGUGUCAUUCUAAUAUUAGCUUGUAUCCUAGCAACAGUUAUUGUAUGGAAAAGGGUCAAGAGAAAGCUUGCUGGACGUCCUGUUAGAUUUAACAGGAAUAUGGCUGAAUGGGAUCAACCACUAAUGGACAGUGAUGAAGAGGAUGGGGAAAUUAUUGUCAUGUGAAUGUGUUCAUUGUUUGGACCACUGGAAGAGGAUGGUAUAGAAAUGUGGUAGUGAAAUAUAUAUGGUGUAGUUCCCGAGAAUAUCCAUACCCCCACCACGGUGGGAAUUUGUAAAAGGACCCCAUUAUCCCAGGAACUUCCACUUUUCUUCCAUACAAACUGUGUAAAUUUGUUCUUUCUCUGACCUCCCUCCCCUCCAGAACUUCCGAUUUCCUCCAAGGGUGGGGUAUGGAUAUUUUCUGGAAUUACACAUUUUCACUUUUGUAUUGGGAAAUAAUAAAUUUGGCACAUUUGAUCAAGUUCACAUGUGAAUUUGUGUCAUAUGAAUCAUAAAUUAUUAUCAUUAUAAUUCUAUAAGAUAUUGUGAGGGGGAGGGGGUAGGGGAUUGCUGAAGCACCGUCACUUUUUCUGAAGAGAAAUAUUUUUUAUAGAACGAUAAUACUAAUUAUUAGUACAGGAAAUUGCACGAUCUUAUUUAAAUUAAUUAUUUAACUUAAUUGGGACUCUACAGUGUACAAUUUGGGAUUUAAUUUUACUCCUCUUGUCCAAUCAGAAUUGAGUAAUUUUGUUGAGUGUAAUAUAAACACCUAAACAUGGUUGACAAUGCAAAUUUGUAAGUUUGUGAUGUGAGGCUAAAUUAGUACAAGGGUUUGCCUGAGAUUGGAUUUGAACCCCAAAUACACACACACUAUCAAAAUCACUUUUCUAUUCCUACUUCAGAGACACAAAUAUGCAUGCACAUGCUUAUCUUGAAACUAUUGCACCAUAAGUUUCUAGAUUGGGUUAUUUUAUCUUUGUAAAAUUUAAAAAAAUGAGUGUAGUCAGUUCAUUAACAACACCACUUUUUACCUUUAGAAUCUCUUUUUUUUCCCUCGUAAAAAAUAUUUAUUACACAAGUAAAUAAAUGAGGGCCUUUUUUUUACUCUUUGUUUCCCAAAGUUGGGAAACGAAGAGAAAAAAAUUGUAAAAGUUUCAACUCUUCUCUCUUGACUCUUCUCAAAAGUAUUGCAGAUGCAAGGCUAAACUGAACAUUCAAAAGAAAUCAGACUUUUUCUUGAUAGACUUUGUGGUAUUUCUUUUAUUAUUAUUUUGAGAAGGGUCCAUUUCACAAGCAAAAUAAAUGAUCUCUAUCUGAUGAUGAUCAGUGGAUUCUGAUUCAAAUGUUAAAAUAAUAAACACUUGUACGAAUAUAUUUUAUAAUAUUUUGCGCUACCAACGUUACAACUUAAUUUUGUUCAUUGUAAAAUAAAUCUUUCAAGUCACCUGAAGCUGAAUACUUUUUAAUUGGAAAUCAUGACCCAGUAGUACACCAUAAGAGGAACUAAAAUCCAGAAGAGCAGACUAGUUUUAGUUUUAGCACCAGCAGACUGGGGAGGUGAGACAUUGUCCACCACUGAUGGUAUGGUUUGGUUCAAGUUUGAUAUUUCAUCAAUAUUUGCUGUGGAAAUAUAGAAUUUUGAAAUACAUGAUUAACAAAAACCAA